AGCCAUUCUGUGCAGUUAAUAACAGUACUAAUACCUAUAGAAGUAUGGAACCCAAAUUAGAAAAUGUGAGUUCUUCUCCACCAUGUAGUUACAGAACAUCAGAAGUACGUCUAAAAGAAGAAUUACAGCAAGAUGUUCAAAAGUUUAAGAAUGAGAUAGGCAUGUUACAGAUAGACAUCUGGGAUUUGGAAAAAAAGAAAGUUCAACUUCAAAAAGAGAUUAAUGAAGAAAAGAAGAGACACCAAAGUAAUGAGACGGCAGUAUUAGAAAACCUGUAUGCUGUCGCUGCUGCUGCUGCUAGACUAAUUCAACAAAGAGAGAGUGGAAAAACUGAAAACCACCUCUUUCCUGUUGGGAAAAAGGAAGAUUCUGAUGGGUAAG
Molecule: messenger RNA, 381 nt
Organism: Neomonachus schauinslandi (Hawaiian monk seal)
Lineage: Eukaryota; Metazoa; Chordata; Mammalia; Carnivora; Phocidae
Product: coiled-coil domain-containing protein 144B-like
Exons: 2
Coding region: 45-380 (111 amino acids)
Source: RefSeq, a predicted model, not a curated record